Messenger RNA from Puccinia triticina, 1224 nucleotides. RefSeq lists its product as uncharacterized. Gene Ontology annotation, cellular component: proteasome regulatory particle, base subcomplex. Gene Ontology annotation, molecular function: proteasome-activating activity; ATP hydrolysis activity; ATP binding. The coding region runs from base 1 to 1224 and encodes 407 amino acids. Gene Ontology annotation, biological process: proteasome-mediated ubiquitin-dependent protein catabolic process. Lineage: Eukaryota; Fungi; Basidiomycota; Pucciniomycetes; Pucciniales; Pucciniaceae. The record is from RefSeq and is a predicted model, not a curated record. The transcript is spliced from 5 exons.
AUGCCUUCACUCGUCGCACAGCCCCCAUCGAGCAGCCAGGCGAGCAGCCAGGGCGGCAUAGGAUCGUACUACCAGACCAAGACCGAGUAUCUCCAGCUGGCGGUGAACAGGAAGACGCAGAACCUCAGACGACUCGAGGCCCAGCGUAACUCGCUCAAUGCCCGCGUCCGGCUGCUCAGGGAGGAGCUCCAGCUGUUGCAAGAACCCGGCAGCUACGUCGGCGAGGUCGUCAAGGUGAUGGGAAAGAAGAAGGUCUUGGUCAAGGUCCAACCCGAGGGAAAAUAUGUUGUUGAUUUUGCACCAUCGAUUCAGCUGUCCCAGCUCACGCCUGCACUGCGGGUCGCCCUGCGCUCGGAUUCCUAUCAGCUCCACUCGAUCCUGCCAUCCAAGGUCGAUCCCCUGGUCUCGCUGAUGAUGGUCGAGAAGGUGCCUGACUCGACGUACGAGAUGGUCGGAGGGCUUGACAAGCAGAUCAAGGAGAUCAAGGAGGUCAUCGAGCUGCCCGUCAAGCAUCCCGAACUAUUCGAUGCGCUGGGAAUCGCCCAGCCGAAAGGGGUGCUGCUCUACGGGCCUCCGGGCACGGGCAAGACGCUGCUGGCUCGUGCGGUCGCACACCACACCGACUGCCGGUUCAUCCGGGUCAGUGGGAGCGAGCUCGUCCAGAAGUACAUCGGCGAGGGCUCCCGAAUGGUCAGGGAGCUGUUCGUGAUGGCCCGGGAACAUGCGCCCUCGAUCAUCUUCAUGGACGAGAUCGACUCGAUCGGCAGUUCCCGGGGCGAGAGCGGCAGCGGCGGCGGCGACUCGGAGGUCCAGCGUACCAUGCUCGAACUCCUCAACCAGCUCGACGGCUUCGAACCCACCAAAAACAUCAAGGUCAUCAUGGCCACCAACCGUAUCGAUAUCCUCGACUCCGCCCUCCUCAGACCAGGCCGAGUCGACCGCAAGAUCGAGUUCCCCCCUCCCGGCCCCGAAGCAAGAGUCUCGAUCCUCCGAAUUCACUCCCGAAAGAUGUCCUUGACCCGUGGGAUCAAUUUGAGAGCCUUGGCAGAAAAAAUGGGCAACUGUAGUGGAGCUGAAGUGAAAGGCAUCUGUACCGAAGCAGGGAUGUAUGCCUUACGUGAGCGUCGACAACACGUGACUCAAGAGGACUUGGAACUGGCCGUAGCUAAGGUCUUGAAGCGCAACCUCGAUGCAAGUACCUCGACUAAUAAGCUGUUCACAUGA